AUGAUACUUCUCUCAAUUCUGACUUUAUUUUACUUCUUUGUGGAGACCACUGCCCUGAAAACUGUCAGGCAUUUUCUGAUCGCUUCGUCACAGCAACGAAUGUCCAAUUUCAACUACCCUCUGGAUAUAGACUUGUCCUAUCUUGUUAAGAUGAAGAUCGUAAAUGGCAAAGCGAUUGAAAUUGAACCUAUCAAUCCUCAUAUCUUUCGCUAUUUACAACAACCUGCAGAAUGUUCUUUCUCUGGACCUGGUGAUACAGUAAAGCUUUUAGUGCUUGUGAAAUCUGCCGUCUUAAAUAUAAAACUACGUGAAGGUAUACGCAAUACCUGGGGAAAGCACAUGCCGUCAAAUGUUCGCAUUGUUUUCUUACUUGGAAACACCGACGAAGAAAAUCAGAAACGUAUCCGUGAGGAAAGUGAGAAAUACUCCGAUGUUAUACAGGAAGAUUUUUUGGAUAAAUAUCAUAAUAAUACCUACAAAACUAUCAUGGGAUUUAACUGGGGUGUGACGUACUGUUCCAGCGCGUCAUUCUUCUUCUUUGUUGAUGAUGAUCAUUAUGUUUGCCUAGCUAACGUGUAUAAAUAUCUUGAAAGCGUUCAUUAUACAAAACCCAAUUUGCUAUCGGGUUUUCUUCUAACCCACUCUAAACCUUACCGGGAUGUUAAGUCAAAAUGGUUUGUAUCAUGGGAAGACUAUGGUUUUGACUGGUGGCCACCCUACCUAGCUGGAGGAGCGUAUAUUGUAUCGUUCUCAAUUGCACAGAAGUUUCAUAUAGCAUUUCCGUAUGUUAAAUACAUAGGAAUCGAUGAUCCUUAUUUAGGAAUUGUAGCUAAGAGACUUGGCAUCCGUCCAACUCACAAUCGGAGGUUUCGAAGCAAAGUAACAUUCCUUAACACUAAGGAAAUAAGACGAUUGAAUAUGUUUGCUUCACAUGAGUUUAAGGACCCAAAUAAAAUGAAAAGACUAUGGGAUAUGCUUCAUGUUAAUGACACAACGACCACUGAAGCACAUUAA
Molecule: messenger RNA, 1014 nt
Organism: Pecten maximus
Lineage: Eukaryota; Metazoa; Mollusca; Bivalvia; Pectinida; Pectinidae
Product: beta-1,3-galactosyltransferase brn-like
Exons: 1
Coding region: 1-1014 (337 amino acids)
Cellular component (GO): membrane
Molecular function (GO): UDP-glycosyltransferase activity; hexosyltransferase activity
Source: RefSeq, a predicted model, not a curated record